Molecule: messenger RNA, 1725 nt
Organism: Scophthalmus maximus (turbot)
Lineage: Eukaryota; Metazoa; Chordata; Actinopteri; Pleuronectiformes; Scophthalmidae
Gene: wdr83
Product: WD repeat domain containing 83
Exons: 10
Coding region: 292-1245 (317 amino acids)
Biological process (GO): mRNA splicing, via spliceosome
Cellular component (GO): catalytic step 2 spliceosome
Molecular function (GO): protein binding
Source: RefSeq, a predicted model, not a curated record
UGCAUUGCGCGAGCUGGCAAACAUUGGUGGCUAAAAUGAAUGAGUGGUAGUUGUAGUAGUAGUAGUUGUUGUUGUUGUUCAUUAGCUGGGGAUUAACUUCUUCUAAUAAUAAUAAUUACUGUAAUAAUUAUCAUAUACAUACUAAUAUUUCAUAACAGUUGCACGAUGAAUAUCAGCACGAUGUUUCCACGAUAUUGAACUCGGUCCGAGCUCAGGUUGUGUGUGUGUGUGUGUGUGUGUGUGUGUGUGUGUGUGUGUGUGUGUGUGUGUGUGUGUGUGUGUGUGUGUGUCAUGUCAUUUCCUCAGCCCAAACCUCAGGCUCCUCAGCUUCCUCAGCAUCUGCUCAGGACCGUAGACUGUCAGCAAGGAGCUGUCAGGGCGGUGCGCUUCAACGCUGACGGCAACUACCUGCUGUCCUGUGGCAGUGACAAGUCUCUAAAGCUGUGGAGCGUGAGCAGAGGGACCCUGCUGAAGACGUACAGUGGCCACGGAUACGAGGUUCUGGACGCUGACGGUUCGUAUGAUAAUGGCCAGAUUUGCUCGUGCAGCUCAGACAAGACAGUGAUCCUGUGGGACGUCGCCACGGGCCAGGUCGCACGCAAACUCAGAGGUCACGCUGGGAAAGUCAACUGUGUCCAGUUCAACGAGGAGGGAACCGUUAUCUUGUCCGGGUCCAUAGAUGGGACAGUCAGGUGCUGGGACACCAGGUCCCGGAGAUUUGAGGCCAUCCAGGUUCUGGACGAGGCCACGGACGGCGUCAGCAGCCUGAAAGUGGCCCAACAUGAGCUGCUCACUGGAUCUGUGGACGGCAGAGUGAGGCGGUACGACCUGAGGAUGGGACAGCUGCAUGUGGACUUCAUCAGCAGCCCCAUCACCUGUGUGUGUUUCAGUCAGGACGGUCAGUGCACCCUGAGCUCCAGUUUGGAUUCAGCGGUCAGACUGCUUGAUAAGAGCACGGGGGAAAUGCUCGGAGAGUACACUGGACACAAGAUGAAGGGCUACAAGCUGGACUGCUGCCUGUCCAGUAAGGACACGCAUGUCCUGAGCUGCUCCGAGGACGGACACGUCUACUGCUGGGACCUGGUGGAGGGCUCUUUGACCUUGAAGCUGCCAGUGGGGAAAGCCGUCGUCCAGUCGCUGUCCUUCCACCCGACCGAGACCUGCCUCCUCACCGCCAUGGAGGGGCGUGUCCAGGUGUGGGGGGCGGAGCCGGAGGAAACGGACGAGGUUGUGUUGGCCACGUAGAGUCGGAAAGCAAAACUUCACAAGCUUAUGGUGACAUGAAAAAUCCCAUAUUUAGUUUUUGUACAGCAAACACUUACUUAGUCUUUGAACUGGAUUUAUGUGUAUGUGCCAAUAAUUCAUAUAUAUAUAUAUAUAUAUAUAUAUAUAUAUAUAUAUAUAAAACUUGAUAAUAAAAUUUUUUUUACACCAAUGUAAUAACCACAAAACUUCAUCAUUUCCGUACAAUAUGUCUUUAUUAGGAAACCGUACACACACAGACACACACUGAACGCAGAGAUGAGCACAUUACAGAAUAAAUUAAUCGGCACAGCGAGAGGAAGACAUCAAAUAAAUAAAUAACUUAUCUUACAUAAAUACAUGUUUUUGUUUUUAAAACUGUGGCUGGUCUGUGAAGAACUUCGCUCGGCUGCGAGUUGUAUCUAUACGCAGCUUCGUACAAACGAUCGGGUGAUGAUGAAGAUUUUAAAUAAAUACGUGUCA